AUGAAGAUGGAAAAGCUCAUGAAAAACCAAGAGAUGGAAAGUAAGAACUAUGAAGCAUUGAUGAGAAACCUUGAAAGACAAAUAUGGCAACUAUCCAAGCAAUCUGCUGAGAGGCCAAUUAAUGUCUUCCCAAGUGACACCAUCCCUAAUGCAAAGGAGGAAUGCAAAGCCAUACAGCUUAGGAGUGGCAAAACAUUAGGAAAGGACAACAAGGAUGCCAGCAGGGAAGAGACAGAGAUUGAGGAAAAUGAUAAGGUGGAUCCCAAGAAGGACAAUGAACCACAAGCUCCAAGGAAAGGCAAGCAAAUCUCAGAGUCACAAGCACAAGAGAAGAAGAAAGAAGUAAAGCCAUAUGUUCCUCAAUUACCUUACCCUCAGAGAUUGCACAAAGAGAUGAAGGAUCAACAAUUCCCUAAGUUCUUGGAGAUUUUCAAGAAAUUGGAGAUCAACAUUCCUCUAGCUGAAGCCUUGGAACAAAUGCCACUUUAUACAAAGUUUCUCAAGAAACUCAUCACCAAGAAAAGGAGCUGGAAAGGGAAGGAAACUAUGAUCCUUACCCAGGAAUGCAGUGCUGUAAUCCAAAAAGGGUUGCCACCCAAACUCAAGGAUCCAGGGAGUUUCCUCAUAUCAUGUACCAUUGGGAAUAUGACAAUAGAGAGAGCUCUCUGUGACCUAGGUGCUAGUAUAAAUCUUAUGCCCCUUUUCAUUAUGAAAAAGUUGCUCAUAGAGGAAGUGGAGCCCACAAGGAUGUCGUUACGGCUUGUUGAUAGAUCCCUUAAGACACCUAAUGGAGUGGUAGAAAAUCUGUUGGUGAAAGUUGGAGAGUUCAUUUUUCCUGUCGACUUUGUGAUCCUAGUUAUAGAAAAGGAAGAAAAUAACUCAAUUAUCCUGGGAAGACCUCUUCUAGCUACAGCAAGAGCAAUCAUUGAUGUAGAGAAAGGUGAAAUAGUUCUCAGGGUACAUAAUGAGCAAAUGAUCAUCAAUGUAUUCAAAGCAAUGUAA
This is a messenger RNA of Arachis ipaensis, 1002 nucleotides long. The record is from RefSeq and is a predicted model, not a curated record. NCBI's taxonomy places the organism in Eukaryota, Viridiplantae, Streptophyta, Magnoliopsida, Fabales, Fabaceae.